Molecule: messenger RNA, 1911 nt
Organism: Otolemur garnettii (small-eared galago)
Lineage: Eukaryota; Metazoa; Chordata; Mammalia; Primates; Galagidae
Gene: GP1BA
Product: glycoprotein Ib platelet alpha subunit
Exons: 1
Coding region: 1-1911 (636 amino acids)
Cellular component (GO): plasma membrane
Molecular function (GO): protein binding
Source: RefSeq, a predicted model, not a curated record
AUGCCUCUCCUCUUUUUGCUGCUCCUGCUGCCAAGCACCUCACACCCACACCCAUGUGAGGUCACCCAAGUGGCUAGCCAGCUAGAAGUGAACUGUGACAAGCAGCAGCUGACAGCGCUGCCUCCAGACCUGCAAAAAGAAACAGCCAUCCUCCACCUGAGUGAGAACCCCUUGCACACCUUCUCCAUGGCAUCCCUGGUGCCUUUCCUUCGUCUCACUGACCUGCACCUUAGUCGAUGCGAGCUGACCAAACUCCAGACGGAUGUGAAGCUGCCACUGCUGGAGACGCUGGAUAUAUCUUACAAUGAGUUGAAAAGCCUGCCUCCACUAGGGCAGGCACUGCCUGCUCUCACUUUCCUGGACAUCUCCUUCAACCAGCUGACCUCCUUGUCUCCAGAUGCCCUGAAAGGCCUGUCCCGACUGCAAGAGCUCUAUCUUCGGGGCAAUAAGCUAAAGACUGUGCCCCCAGGGCUCCUGACACCCACACCGGAGCUGAAGAAGCUCAAUCUAGCUGAAAACAGAAUGACUGACCUGCCCUCUGGGCUCCUGGCUGGGUUGAGUAGCCUGGACACUCUCUACCUCCAACAUAACUCACUGCAAACGAUACCAGAGGGCUUCUUUGGGGACCUCCUCUUACCUUUUGUUUUUCUCCACAGCAACCCUUGGUUCUGCAGCUGUGAGAUCCUGUAUUUUCGUCACUGGCUGCAGAACAAUCCUAACAGUGUCUACUUAUGGAAGGAAGGUGAAGAUAAUAAGGCCAUGACCCCCAAUGUGACCAGCGUGCGAUGUGCCAAUUCAAACAAAGUACCCGUCUAUGAAUUCCCAGCGAAGGAUUGCCCAAUCCAUGGUGAUGGGGAUGCCAUAUAUGACUAUGAUGACUAUAGAGGAGAGGACACUGAGAGUAAUAAGGUACGUGCCACAAGCACUGUGGUCACCACAGCCCUUAUAACCCACUGGGGCCUGCUGUACUCACAGUCUACUGCUUCUAUAGAUAGCCAGAUGUCCUCCUUGCAUCCAGUACAAAAAUCCUCUGAGCACCAGAGCACAUUCUCAACCGGAUGGAUCCCAGAUGCCACCAUAUUCUCAACUACCACAGACUCCAGCACAUUCUCCCAGACUCUCAAACCCACUACUGAAGCCACUGCAGCCCCAACCACCUCAGAGCCCACCACAGCCCCAACUACCCGAGAACCCUCCACAGCCCCGACCAGCCCAGAGCCCACCACAGCCCCGACCACCCCAGAGCCCACCAUAGUCCCUAUCACCGUCAAGCCCACAACAGCCUCAACCACCCCAGAGUCCAACACAGCCCCGAUCACUGCAGAGCCUAUCACAGCCCUGAAUAUCCCAGAGCCCACCACAACUCCAUCCACCCAACGCUCCAUCAUAUUAACUACCACAAAACCCACCUUGCUCUCAACUGCCUUAGAAUCCAUCAUAAAAAUCAUUCCUGCACCUGUCAACCAAAGGGUAGCUCAAGGGAAUUUCGAUAGCACCAGAAAUGGCCCUUUUCUCAACCCUGAUUUUUGCUGCCUUCUCCCCCUGGGCUUUUAUGUCUUGGGUCUCCUCUGGCUUCUAUUUGCCUCUGUGGUCCUCAUCCUGCUGCUAACCUGGGCCCAGCACGUGAAACCACAGCCCCUGGACUAUGGGCAAGAUGCUGCUUUGGCCACAGCCACACAAACCGCACAUCUGGAGUUGCAGAGGGGAAGGCAAGUGACAGUGCCCCGGGCCUGGCUGCUCUUCCUUCAAGGUUCACUGCCCACUUUUCGCUCCAGCCUCUUCCUGUGGAUACGCCCUAAUGGCCGUGUGGGGCCUCUGGUAGCAGGACGGCGGCCCUCAGCUCUGAGUCAAGGUCGUGGUCAGGAUCUGCUGGGCACAGUGGGCAUUAGGUACUCUGGCCACAGCCUCUGA